CGUCCACGAAAGCAGCUCUGCCUAGUAAAUACCGACUGUCGAGAGAGCUUCCCACUUCCACGCCCCAACCAGCUCAGCUCCUCCACUAAACACACCAUCAUCUCUUCACGAUCGCCGCGCUCCUGGAAGUUGCCAGUUUUCCAGCCAUUACCCCGGAAGCCAUAAACACAUACGUCCCCCUCAAGCCGAUUUGACCUAGAGCUGUCGAGCUCGCAUCAUCAUGCCUGGAUUCGACUUCUCCAACCAUACCCGCAAUGCGGCCCUGCACGCACGAGGUGUGCCAUUGCCAAAGGCGACGAGUACGGGUACUACGAUUGUGGGAUGCAUAUUCGAAGGGGGUGUUGUCAUCGCUGCGGAUACCAGAGCAACAAGUGGACCAAUAGUGGCUGACAAGAACUGCGAGAAGCUUCAUUACAUCGCACCCCAAAUCUGGUGUGCUGGAGCGGGUACCGCAGCUGAUACCGAAUUUACUACAUCCCUCAUCUCCUCACAACUCGAGCUUCACUCCCUCUCGACCGGCCGCAAACCCCGGGUCGUUACCUGCAUGACAAUGCUCAAACAACAUCUGUUCAGAUAUCAAGGUCACAUCGGAGCGUAUCUUGUUGUGGCAGGCGUUGACCCGACUGGUGUUGGAUUGUUUACCGUUCACGCCCACGGUAGCACUGAUAAGCUUCCUUAUGUCACCAUGGGCAGUGGUUCGCUGGCAGCUAUGUCUGUAUUCGAGACGCAAUGGAAGGCGAAGAUGACGGAAGAGGAGGCCGUAACCCUGGCAUCCAACGCAAUCCAGGCUGGUAUCUUCAAUGAUUUGGGGUCCGGAUCAAAUGUGGAUGUUGCGAUCAUAACGAAGGAUAAGACGACGCUAAAGAGAGGCUUCGUCAAGCCGAACCAGCGAAGUAAGAAGCAGAAGAGCUAUGUUUUCAAGAGAGGCACCACAGCCGUUCUCAACGAGAAGAUCAUCACGAGGGAGGACAUAAGCAAGUAUGUAACGGUACACGAACUAGAGGGUGAGGCUGCAGCGGGAGAGAAGAUGGAUAUAGAUGCUUAG
This is a messenger RNA of Amorphotheca resinae ATCC 22711, 1045 nucleotides long. RefSeq lists its product as hypothetical. Bases 221 to 1045 code for a protein of 274 amino acids. NCBI's taxonomy places the organism in Eukaryota, Fungi, Ascomycota, Leotiomycetes, Helotiales, Amorphothecaceae. The record is from RefSeq and is a predicted model, not a curated record. Gene Ontology annotation, molecular function: threonine-type endopeptidase activity. Gene Ontology annotation, cellular component: proteasome core complex. The transcript is spliced from 3 exons.